UGAAAGCGUGCGCGCACAUCCUUGCUCAGCGGAGGCCGUGUCUGUUUGGAGAGAGGAGAAGAGAGGAGAGGAGAGGAGAAGUGCUGAGGCUAUGAUGCUUCCUAUUCAGGGUACAGAUGGUGGAGUGGAGCUUAGGUGAGAAUGGAACACCCUCUAUCCAAACCAGACAAAAUGGGCAAGUCAAGGCUGUUUCGCAUCUUUUUAAUUUUGGGCUCUGUCUUCAUGAUCCUGCUGAUAAUCAUCUACUGGGACGAUGUUGGAGCCACUCAUUUUUACCUGCACACCACCAUCUCUGGUCCUCACUCUUCCCGUCUUCCUCCAGAGGGUCAUGCUGCUCCCAAACAGAAAUCAGAAGAAGACAAAGAUGGCUCUUUCCUGUCUGAUAUUGAUGCUUUUGUCAACCAGUUUUUGGAGGGCACCCCUGAUCCGACGGAGCAAGUGAGAGGAGAAACCCCGCCUGGAGAGACACACAACCAGUCUUCAGAAAAACCUGAGGAGAGGUUUGUCCCCAGACGUGAGUGGAAGAUCCACCUGACCCCGAUAGCGAUAGAGAAGAAGCAGAGGCAGGACAGCAGGAAGCAGAUGAUCCAUGAUCUGUGCAGCAGCAACAGCAGCUUGGACUUCCCUGGAAAGAACAGGACAUUUGAUGACAUCCCCAACAAGGAGUUGGAUCACUUGAUUGUAGAUGACCGGCAUGGCAUCAUCUACUGCUACGUUCCCAAAGUGGCGUGCACCAACUGGAAGCGCAUCAUGAUCGUGUUGAGUGAGAGCUUGCUGGUGGACGGUGUACCCUACCAGGACCCUCUGGAUGUUCCUGCAGAGCUCAUCCACAACAGCAGCUUGCACUUCACUUUCAACAAGUUCUGGAAGCGCUACGGAAAGUUCUCCCGUCACCUGAUGAAGAUCAAGCUGAAAAAGUAUACCAAGUUCCUGUUUGUCAGAGACCCCUUUGUGCGACUCAUCUCUGCCUAUCGCAACAAGUUGGAGCAGGAGAACGAGGACUUCUACAAGAGAUUUGCCGUCAUCAUGCUGAAAAAAUAUGGCAACUAUUCCGACCCACCAGCCUCAGUGGUGGAUGCUUUUGCUGCUGGUAUUCGACCAACCUUUUCAAACUUUAUUCAGUAUUUGUUAGAUCCUGACACUGAGAAAGCAAUGCCCUUUAAUGAGCACUGGAGACAGAUGUAUCGGCUGUGCCACCCUUGCCAGAUAAACUAUGACUUUGUGGGAAAGCUGGAGACCUUGGACGAGGAUGCCGAACAUUUGUUACGGAUCCUGCGUGUGGACAAUGUUGUUGAGUUCCCACCAAGUCAUCGCAACAGGACAGUGAGCAGUUGGGAGCAGGAUUGGUUUGCCAGCAUUCCAUAUGAAUCCCGGAAAGAGCUGUACAAGCUCUAUGAAGCUGAUUUCAGACUGUUUGGAUAUUCUAAACCUGAGAAGCUUUUACAUGAGUAAAGUUUGGUUUCUGGUUUACCUGUUUACUGUUUUGUGUAAUUCAGUUUAACAUUUUAGGUUAUUGAAGAGGAUCUGUAGGAUUCUCUUGUUUUGCUCCUUAUGCGUCAUUUCUAUGAUGCAGUGAAGUCUGCGUUGAUGAGUGCAUUGGAAAGGAUGUAAACAUCUUAGAGAUCACUGAAGGACAUAGGACAAUACUGAAAUUACGUACAUGUUCUUUCUUCCAAAAACACUCCAUUUGGCAUGCAGUACUGUAUAUUCCAAUGGGUUGAAGUGGUAGGUUGAAGUAAUUAUUCUAGGUAAUCACAGCAGAUAGCAUAAAUAUCUUGCUUUUAAUUUUUGGUAUUGUUUUUUUUAUUGUAAUUUGUUCUUGCAGUUUUUACUUAUGAUUCAUAUUUGCUGUUAAAAUAAGUAUGCAGCUUAAACAUAAGACUAUCGUGAUAAGAUAUGCUAGAUUUACUGCACAUUUAGGGCAGUGCACAUAGAAUAUUUAGAAUAUUUUUGUAUUUUUUGCUAUUAAAUGUGAAAGAGGCGCCAAAAGAAGCUAGCUACUAUUUUGAAAGAACAGACUUUUAACUUUAUAUGGCUUCCUUUUCCUUUGCGAAAGGAUACACUGCACUCCUAUAGCGGUUAAAGAACUUUAUGUUUAAGAACAAAACUUUUUGUUUGUUUGAGCUUGUCAGGCUUAAUUUAUGCAGAGACAUCACCUCAUUUUUGUCGCGAUUUUUGUUUACCCACCUCAGGAUGCAAACAGUAACAUACUUUUUCGAGACCUCAUUUUAUUUUAAAUGUAACCGGUGCAAAUGAAUUUGUAGGUGUUUGAAAAAAAGACCUAAUAAGUGCUGGUAAUCCACACAAGGUAUUUCUGUCACUGAUGUGCAAAGAAACAUUAUUACUGCAGAGCUGCUGUUUUUCAGUGUGCGAACGGACAUCAAAAGAACGUUUCCUUAAAGCGAGGCGAAUAUCUGAGGCAGGGGGUUGUCAGAUUGCAGCUUGUGUUUGUCCGUGGCAUCUCUCUUCAUUUUUUUUUUUAUCCUUUUCCUUUUUGAUCCGAGCAUCCGUUCCCCUGGCAGGAAGCUGUUGCCGGAUAACUCUUAUCAUUGGCGUGCCAUAGAUUCUAGCAUGUGUGCCUUGCGGUUCGUUUUUAUAAAUAUGCAUCUCUCGAGAGACCUGGCGGUGUGGGCAAAAUUAAACGUCUUGUUUGUUCUGGUAAGACGUAGCAUUUAUAAAUAGAUUCCUGGGUUGCAUAUUGUUUUAGAGGAUAAAUGCAGGCACAGCGGUUCUGUCUGAGUAAGCCUGAUUAGGCUUCUGUUCUUAGAGGGAGGUUAAAGCACAAAUAAUUGUCUGAGGCCCUUAAACAUUUUCCAGUUUUGUUUUUUUCUCUGCCUGUUUUACUGUAGCAUCAACAAAGUAUGUUAUGCAGACUUGGGCAUGUGCAAAUGGGUUUUUUAUGAUCGUGUAGCUUGAAGUUGAUUUCAUUUGGAAAGGUAUUUUAAUCGUGGUGUCGGUGCACUGCGUUUUGCACAUUGAAUCAUUUUGUAUUAGAUAUGUAUGUGUGUUUUUUCAGAAACAGGAACAUGUUAGUUUUGCUUUUGGCUUGGGAGGCAUAUGGAGAGCAGUGGAGCACAAGGGUAGAGUGACCCUCCUGUAGGUCAAGGGCUGGAGGGCCCUCAGGGCAAACCAUGAUCAGCAGCUGGUCCAGGAGGCACUGCACCAGAUUGGCCGCGUGCUAGCAGUGCCUUUCCUAGAGAUGAGGACAAAAAGUUUACACUCAAAAGAUAUACAAUGUACAGGUAUUUUUGUAAGUGCGUCAUAUUUUGACCUUUGCGAACAAAACAGUUAGAUUACAGAAAGAAAUAAUAAAUAGGAAAUAAUUUAAUAGGAUCUAUGUGUCGUGAAAUACUUGUAAGCUUAUUUUUUGCCACUGUGCUUGCUGUGCUCUUGAGAUUUAUCUAUACGUUCAGUGCUUUUCCAUUGUUUCAGUGCUGUUACGUUGUGCUUGCUAGGACGCUGCAUUCCUGCGUUUUACCGAAGGGAACGUUUUAUCACUCAUCCGUACAGUAUGCUGCCUAAUGCUGUUGAAUAUGUUUGUGCAAAAUGUCUCACCCUAUGUUUUUCUGGUCAUCCUGUGCCACAGUAUUUGUUAAAAAGAUGAGAAAUUGCAGGUACAUGCUCUUUUAGUGAAUGCUGUGAGAUCAAGAAAAGAAUUCAUUUCUACUUUAGAUGUUUCUCAGACAUAUAAGUUUCAUGUAUGCAUGGGUUUCCUAAUUUUAAGGGACAUCAUUAUGUUUGUGUUUAGAAAAAAAUAAAGAAGGGAUGUAUUUCUCAGUAUCAUCAAUAUCACAUCAGCUUGUAGCUGAAAAAAUAUCCAGUGAGUUCAUCUGGAUUACAGUUUUGCAUUUGGUUGUGUAUUUUUUUCCUUUUUAUUUAUUACAGUUUUAAGAAGCUUUGUUAUGCGAUCUCAAGAAAAGAAAUAAAGCUUAAUGCAUGGUGCAAACCCUGA
Messenger RNA from Colossoma macropomum (tambaqui), 3952 nucleotides. It is a transcript of the gene chst12a, whose product is annotated as carbohydrate (chondroitin 4) sulfotransferase 12a. Gene Ontology annotation, cellular component: membrane. NCBI's taxonomy places the organism in Eukaryota, Metazoa, Chordata, Actinopteri, Characiformes, Serrasalmidae. The transcript is spliced from 2 exons. The record is from RefSeq and is a predicted model, not a curated record. The coding region runs from base 142 to 1452 and encodes 436 amino acids. Gene Ontology annotation, molecular function: sulfotransferase activity. Gene Ontology annotation, biological process: proteoglycan biosynthetic process; carbohydrate biosynthetic process.